AUGGGAUCUGUCGGAGUUCAUAUUGUGUGUGUGGCCCUCGGGCUCCUCGGCCUGAUCGGGAUCAUCGUGUGCUGCGCUCUCCCUCAGUGGAAGGUCACCUCUUUCACAGGAUCCAACAUUGUGACGGCACAGAGGUCUCAGCAGGGCCUGUGGAUGACCUGUGUGGUGCAGAGCACAGGCCAGCAGCAGUGCAAGAACUUUGAAUCCAUGCUGGUGUUGCCCUCUGACCUGCAAGCCGCCCGUGCCCUGACCAUCAUCGCCUGCAUGAUCAGCUUCCUCAGCCUCCUCAUCCUGUUCUGUGGCGCUGACUUCACCACCUGCGUCGAGAACGAAGAGGCCAAACCCAAGAUGAGCCUGGUGGCCGGGGUGGGCCUGAUGCUGGCCGGUCUCCUGGUGAUCAUCCCCGUCAGCUGGUCCGCACACGUCACUGUGCGAGAAUUCAACAAUCCCAUGUCGACCGGCUCUCCAAGUAUGGAGCUGGGAGCGUGCGUCUUUGUGGGUUGGGGGGCUGGCGUUCUGCUCCUCCUGGCUGGAGGUCUCUUGUGCUGCUUCAGCAGGCGCCAAUCAGGUGGUUCAGGGGGAACAGCCAAGUACUACAGCAACAGCGCUUCAGCCCCUAACAAAAACUAUGUGUAG
Molecule: messenger RNA, 636 nt
Organism: Limanda limanda (common dab)
Lineage: Eukaryota; Metazoa; Chordata; Actinopteri; Pleuronectiformes; Pleuronectidae
Gene: cldni
Product: claudin i
Exons: 2
Coding region: 1-636 (211 amino acids)
Biological process (GO): bicellular tight junction assembly; cell adhesion
Cellular component (GO): plasma membrane; bicellular tight junction
Molecular function (GO): structural molecule activity
Source: RefSeq, a predicted model, not a curated record